This is a messenger RNA of Closterium sp. NIES-65, 960 nucleotides long. NCBI's taxonomy places the organism in Eukaryota, Viridiplantae, Streptophyta, Zygnematophyceae, Desmidiales, Closteriaceae. The record is from the annotation of a GenBank genome assembly.
AUGCCCCAUCCCAUCCAUCUACUUGCUUGCAGGGGCUUUGCGGCAGAAGGUGGCGAUGGCAUGUCGAAGACGAAUGGCGUGCUCGAGCAUGAGGCAGCAGCCCCAGCAGCUGCAGCCCCUGAAACGGCCACCGCAGCAGCAGCAGCUCCAGGAGCCGCCGCCCCAGCAGCAGCCCCUGGGGCCGCCCCAGUAGCAGCAGCCCCGGGAGCAGCCGCCCCAGCAGCUGCUGCCUCUGGAGCGGCCACCCCAGCAGCAGCAGCUUGUGGAGCAGCCGCCCCACCAGCAGCCCCGGGAGCAGCCGCCCCGACAGCAGCUGCCUCUGGAGCGGCCACCCCAGCAGCAAUUGCCUCUGGAGCGGCCACCCCAGCAGCAGCAGCCCCUGGAGCCGCCCCAGCAGCAACUCCCUCUGGAGCGGCCACCCCAGCAGCAGCAGCCCCUGGAGCCGCCCCAGCAGCAGCAGCCCAGGGAGCAGCCGCCCCAGCCGCAGCCCCUGGAGGAGCCACCGCAGCAGCAGCAGCCCCAGGAGCAGCAGCCCCUGGAGCAGCAGCAGCAGCGGUAGCCCUGGGAGCAGCUGCCCCAGCAGCAGCCCCUGGAGCCGCCCCAGCAGCAGCAGCCCCGGGAGCAGCUGCCCCAGCAGCAGCAGCCCCGGGACCAGCCGCCCCAGCCGCAGCCACUGGAGCAGCCGCCCCAGCAGCAGCCGCCUCUGGGGCGGCCACCCAAGCUGCAGCAGCCCGUGGAGCAGCAUCAGCCGCCCCAGCAGCAGCCCCUGGAGGAGCCACCGCAGCAGCAGCAGCAGCUCCAGGAGCAGCCGCCCCAGCAUCAGCCCCUGGAGCCGCCUCAGCAGCAGCCCCUGGAGCAGCAGCCCCAGCAGCAGCAGCCACUGGAGCAGCCGCACCAACAGCAGCCGCCCCUGGCCCCUGCAGCAGCCGCUCAUGGACUAGGUGCAGCCGUGGGGGGUGA